AUCCUGGUCAGGAGGACAGGGGAAGCCCCUUUUACACGGCUCUUCCUUCAGGGAGGUGUGUUUCCUUUAAACUGGGUGUGUUCCUCCACAAUGACAGUAUUUUAUUUGUUUAUCACAGUAUUUAUAGUACUGACAGCAUUAAGAAAAAUUCCUCAGUCAUUUCUAGGUAGGGAAACACCCAGUGACUGAAAACUGAGAAACUUAGCUCGGUUCUUUGGCCCGAGGGAGCCAUGGCUGCUGCUGAGAAACCCAUAAAGGAUCUCUGCGAUGAAUCCACUUGCUCCAUCUGCCUGGAGUAUUUCCAGGAUCCAGUGACCAUCCCAGAGUGCGGGCACAACUUCUGCCGAGCCUGCCUGAUCCAGUGCUGGGUGGAAUCGGAGGCAGAGGCUUCCUGCCCUCAGUGCAGAAGAGCAGUCCAGCAAAAUAAUCUCAUCCCCAACCGGCAAUUGGCUAACUUUGUGGAAAUAACCAAGAAGUUCAGUCUCCAAAGCGGGGAGGAGGAACAAGGAAAGGGGAGAGUUUGCCAGAAGCACCAGGAGCCCCUGAAGCUUUUUUGUAAGGAGGAAGAAACCCCCAUCUGCAUGGUGUGUGACAGGUCCAAGGAGCACAGACAUCAUGAGGUGAUCCCUCUGGAGGAGGCUUCUCAGGAGUACAAGGGAAUAAUAGGUAACUGCCUGGAGAUUCUGAGGAAAGAGAAAGAAACAAUUCUGAAAUAUGACGCAGACCUGGAGAAGGAAAACCAAGACCUCCUUAAAUUAACAGAAACUCAGAGGCAGAAGACAGUGGAGGAAUUCAGACAACUGCGCCAAAUUCUUGAAAAACAAGAAAAAUGUCUGCUGAAUGAGAUAGAACAGAUGGAGGAGGAGAUUGCAACGAGAUGGAAUGAGCACCUGGCCACACUCUCCGGAAAUCUCUCCUCUCUUGAAAGUAUCAUCCAGGAAAUGGAGGAGAAGAGUCAGCAGCCAGCGAGUGAACUCCUGCAGGAUGUGAGAAGCACCUUGCAGAGGUAUGAGAGAAGAGAGAGACUGGCGAAUGCACUUUCUUUCCCUCUAAAGCUAAAAUGGAAGACCUGCAGAUUCUGUGAUACAAAUCUCCUUCUGGAGGACAUCGUGAAAGAAUUCAAAGAUGCUAUGUUAUUCAAACUACAGUUUCAGAAAGCAAAUGUCACUCUGGAUCCAGACACAGCCCAUCCCAGCCUCAUUCUGUCCAAGGAUCGGAAAAAUGUGGCAUUGGGAGGCAAAAAGCAAAAGCUUCCUGACAAUCCUGAGAGAUUCAAUACCUUUCAAUCUGUGUUGGGACAUGAGGGAUUCACAGAAGGCAGACAUUUCUGGGAAGUCACUGUGGAAAGUGGGGAAUGGUGGGAUGUCGGGGUCGCCAGGAAGUCUGUGAGGCGAAAGAGUUGCUUCUUCUUAAGCCCUGAGGGAGGGUUCUGGGCUUUGGGGAAUUGGGGAGGCGAGUACUGGACCCGUACCUCCCUUGAUUCUUCUCCUCUGUCCCUGAGUGAGAAGCCCAGGAGGAUCCGAGUGACUCUGGACUAUGAAGGGAGGGAGGUGUCUUUUUAUGAUGCCGACUCAGGAGCCGAACUCUUCGUGUUCUCAGGAGUCUCGUUCUAUGGGGAGACCCUCCUCCCUCUCUUUUGUCUGUUGCAUAAUAAAACCCACCUCAGGAUCUCCUGAGGAGACUAAAUCUCCCUCACAGGCCCAGUUGGAGUUUGUCUCCAGACUGGACUGACUGAUAUAAAAAUAAGCAUUUACCACUCAAGAGCA
Molecule: messenger RNA, 1766 nt
Organism: Podarcis raffonei (Aeolian wall lizard)
Lineage: Eukaryota; Metazoa; Chordata; Lepidosauria; Squamata; Lacertidae
Product: zinc finger protein RFP-like
Exons: 7
Coding region: 231-1676 (481 amino acids)
Molecular function (GO): protein binding; zinc ion binding
Source: RefSeq, a predicted model, not a curated record